AGGUGAUGAGAGCCCGGGGAACCAUGCAGAGCAGGAUGGCUGGCACCCGGCAGCCAACGUCGGUUCAAGGCCUGGGUUUUGUGCUGGGCAGACGACAUCAGAUAUUCAUUCUCUCCGUGCUUUGGUCUGAUGGCAGUGACAGUCUCAUCUACAGGACCUUAGAGGAGUUCCGCCAAUUCCAUAAAAGGCUGAAGAACACCUUUCCCUUGGAGGCAGGGUUGCUGAAGAGUUCAGAUCGUACCCUUCCCAAGUUUCAAGAUACCUCAGCACUUUUCCCCAGUGGAAGGACGCGAAGGGGCCUGGCCAAGUUACAGCUGCUGGAAGCCUAUUCUCAGAAACUUCUGGGAGCCUCAGAGACAGUCUCUCAAAGUGAGGUGGUCAUUGGCUUUUUCCAGCCCCAGCCUGGAGAUCUGGAGCCUGUCCUGCCCCAGAACAGCCUGGUGGUCAUGCCCUCCCCUUGGGAGCCUUGGGAGAGGCUGGAACAAAAUCCGAAGAAGCCCCUGGCCCCAGAACCAGACAUCCAGACCCUGGAGGCCCAGACUUACCAGUGCAUUGAUAGCUUCAGUACUCAGGACAUCAAGGGCAGAGCCUUUCAGGCGGAAGCCGGAGAACAGCUGGAUGUCUUGCUUAGAGAACCCACAGGCUGGUGGCUGGUGGAGAACGAGGACAAGCAGGUGGCUUGGUUUCCCGCACCCUACCUCCAGGAGUUGUCUCCAAGAAAGGGCUGCGAGGAGCCGGCCCAGCUACCCUUCGGGGGGCUGCCGUUCUGUACCUCGGAAGCGUAUGAGAGCAGCCGGGAGGACGAGCUGUGUGUGCCGGCGGGAGCCCGCGUGACGGUGCUGAAGGUGUCCGAGCGCGGCUGGUGGCAAUGCAGGUACCGCGGCCGCCUGGGGCUCCUACCAGCCGUGCUGCUGCGUCGCUGCCCGGGCCCCGCGAACGCUAGUGGGCUGGCGCUCCUGAACGCGGGCAGGACCAACCCGGAGCCAGAAUCCGACAGCGGAGCUGAAGCCGAGCCAGGCAGGAGUCAGCCCCGGGAGAGGCGCCUCCCUCCGCCCGUCACCCCAAAGUACAGCUCGGACUCGGGCUCCAGCAGCGACAAUGGGGAGGAGGCCAGUGUCUCUGUCCCCGUCGUGCCUGCCCGGCCCAGGCGAGGGGACAUCCUGCGCAGCUGCUGCUCCGUGACCCGCAGGGCCCUUCUGGGCCCGGAGACAUUGAGGUCUCGGGGCCAGACGUCCCCAGGUGCCCCGCCCUAACUCCCAGGAAAAUACUUUCCUUGCUGGGAUCCCAAGACCUGCCCUCUCUGGUGCCCUUCUGUCUUUGUAUUAGAGUGCCUCCUCCCUGCGGGACCAUUUUUUUUUUUUUAAUAUUUAUUAUUUUUUUGGUACGUGUAAAUAAAUCUUUCUAGUGGCUG
Antechinus flavipes (yellow-footed antechinus) is the source of this 1411-nucleotide messenger RNA. RefSeq names its product NADPH oxidase organizer 1 (gene NOXO1). Bases 6 to 1253 code for a protein of 415 amino acids. The transcript has 8 exons. NCBI's taxonomy places the organism in Eukaryota, Metazoa, Chordata, Mammalia, Dasyuromorphia, Dasyuridae. The record is from RefSeq and is a predicted model, not a curated record. Gene Ontology annotation, molecular function: phosphatidylinositol binding; superoxide-generating NADPH oxidase activator activity; protein binding. Gene Ontology annotation, biological process: superoxide anion generation.